AUGUCUAAUCUUCCAUCUCCGCAACCCGUUAAUAAUCCGAAUCCUACCAAUACACCAUCGUCGGAGGUCCCCUGUACUUCACGAACUGAAACUCACGAAGUUACUAUUGCUGCUGUAGACCAUAACUCCCCUGCCUCCUCGCCCCCCACAUUCAUUCAGCAUUCCACUUUGGAAACAGACCGGUCUCGUAUACGCCCACGAGAAGACGACUCCGAACAACCUAUCGCCAAACGUUUUCGCGCAGAGACGAUGAGUCGACAAAGCGACCGGUCUAGUCCUUCAUCUGACUCUCAGGGUGGCAUGGCAGAUACCGAAGAAGGAGAGCAGAGCCGUAGAUCGCCCCAACCGUCUGAACCCCCGAAGAAAAAACGAACGCGAACCCUCACUACACCUCACCAAUCUGCGGUCUUGCAUGAUCUUCUUGCGCAGUCACGUUUCCCGACUACUGCAAUGCGAGAAGAAGUUGGAAGAGCAAUCGGACUCAGCGCCCGGAAAGUUCAGAUAUGGUUUCAAAAUCAACGACAGAAAGCAAGACGACCCCGCACUAAUAAUGAUAUACCAAUGACGCGUCCUCCGCAAUAUGGCCCGUUUCCGUCUGGAGGCGACACCGACUUCCUUAAUCUUUAUCCCAGAGCAGAGCAGGGUGGAACUGUAGUAUCGGAGCCCUACAGCCCAGUAACACAGCCAUAUUAUUCAUCCCCCCAGCAUCCUGCAUAUGCUAGUCCUAUACCUUCCGGACUGCUUGGCCCAGGCGUUCCGGGGCAUAGCGGAUCUAGGCAACCACAAGAAAGUUUAUCGCCAGUCUCGGCCAUUGCAGGCCCUUCUACUUCACACUAUAUGAGGCUAAAUUCACCUAGUCCUCCAAGGAGUUACAACUUGGAGCAGGCCAACCUGGCUGCGUCGCAAGCUUCCACCUCCACGCGGCGAUAUAGGGAUCCAUCGAGAACACUCCCUCCGUUGAUAUUCCCUCCGCCGUACCUUCGGAACACCGAUGCUGAAAUACAUUCAACCCGCUUACCUCCCGCCAAUAAUCCAAUGCCUCCACCUUUGCAUCAUACUCGCUCUCCGCAGUUUGCCUUCAGUCCGCCACCAGCACCUACUAACCUUGAAAGGGUUCAUACUGCAAUUCCUCCCCCAUUCGCGCUAGAGCCUCAACCACAAUGGAACGAUCCUAUCUACACCUCGAUGCCUCGAUUGGGGCCAACUUCCCGGUCGCAUCGUGGCUCUGAGCGUGAGCCUAGUAUCUCUCCAACACGAACUCGCACCAUCGAGCCUCUUCGCGCCCCAUCAGAGCACAAUCCUUCCAGAGACGGUCGCUAUGAUCCAGUGCGCUCUACCGUUGUUCCAUACAACCCUCCAACAAGCCCUGACGCGUCUCACCACGAAGAGGAAUGA
Molecule: messenger RNA, 1395 nt
Organism: Lentinula edodes (shiitake mushroom)
Lineage: Eukaryota; Fungi; Basidiomycota; Agaricomycetes; Agaricales; Omphalotaceae
Exons: 4
Coding region: 1-1395 (464 amino acids)
Biological process (GO): regulation of transcription by RNA polymerase II
Cellular component (GO): nucleus
Molecular function (GO): sequence-specific double-stranded DNA binding; DNA-binding transcription factor activity, RNA polymerase II-specific
Source: RefSeq, a predicted model, not a curated record